This is a messenger RNA of Sipha flava (yellow sugarcane aphid), 4543 nucleotides long. Its product is annotated as ecdysone-induced protein 78C-like. Gene Ontology annotation, biological process: regulation of DNA-templated transcription. The record is from RefSeq and is a predicted model, not a curated record. Gene Ontology annotation, molecular function: sequence-specific DNA binding; DNA-binding transcription factor activity; zinc ion binding. The transcript is spliced from 8 exons. The coding region runs from base 984 to 2720 and encodes 578 amino acids. NCBI's taxonomy places the organism in Eukaryota, Metazoa, Arthropoda, Insecta, Hemiptera, Aphididae.
CACUCCCAUAACAAACUCGUAGCGCCGUAGCAGCACGCACGCCGCCGCGACCGCCUUGCUGCCGUGGUCGUCGUCGUCGCCGCCGCCGCCACCGCCACCUGCAUCACCGCCACCACUUCAUCUGACAACCUGCGGCGGCGGUCACUGAACUAUCAACAGCGCUCGCGCGCAUACACACGCACACACGUUACACUCGCACGCACGCACGUUUCGGUCCACCGUGUGUACAGUCGUGCAGCAGUAUUCGUUGUAUAUGUAGUAGUAUUAGUAGUAGUAUUAGUAGUAGUAUUAGUAGUAGUGUUAGUAGUAGUAGUAGUAUUAGUAGUAGUAUUAGUAGUAGUAGUAGUAGUAGUAGUAGUAGUAGUAGUAGUAGUAGUAGUUUACCUGCCGCGGUCGUCGUCUUCUGCGUGCGUACCAUCCGCCGGCCGGCCGACGUGUCGUGUACAUCGCUGUUGCAGUCUUCGCGGACACGCGUGCGCACACGUGCCUGCAAACCUAAGCACCGUCGUGACAUCGAACAUCUAGCGCGGGGAUUUCGAUGGCCGCGGUAGCGAGAUAAUCCCGUAGGGAGUCUUAGGCGUGUUUGGAUCUUCGCGUUUGUGUCUUAUCGGUCAGUGUUUUUUUUUUUUAUUAUUAUUUUCGGGUAUCUCGCCAAUUCGUUCGUCCGCCCGGAAAUGCGUAUCGCCGGUUCGCGCGUCCAGCACCCGACCGGAUGAAUAGUAUUGGCGGCGGCGGCGGCGGUGGCGAUGUACCACCUACUGCAGCAUCAUCUGCGUGUCCACCGUCAUGUUCCGUCGCAGCGCCGUGACUUGAACGCGGACCACCGUCCGACACUAUCUCCGUCGUCGUCGUCGUCGUCACGUCAUCGCCAAUUCCAGUGAACGCGCGCGCACGCGCGCGCCACUAGACGGAACGGCAACAACAACAACAACAACAACAAUAACAGCAGCAGCACCGACUGAACGCCCGUGACGUGCAUAGCCAUGGACGUGUUCAAGCUCGACCAGACGUUGGCCGCUGGCCUGGGCGGCGCGCCGCCGGCCGACAAGCUGACGCCCGACGUGUCGUUCAACGCCGGCCACACGGACGAGUUCAACCUGAGCUUUUUCGACGACACCACCACGGACACGGCCGGCUCGGAGAGCCACGACCCGCCGACCCAAGGGUUCGGCGGCGGCGGUGGCGGCGGCGACGAGUCGUGCACCGCCAUGGACUCGGCCGCUUCUUCGCCGGCCGCCGCGUUCCACGACGUCCACGUGUCGUCGCCCAACAGCUCCGGUUACCGGCAGCCGGUCGCUUACGUCCACGCGGCCGCCGCGCCACCGCCGCCGCCGCCGACGCCGCCGAGGACCGUCAUCAACGUGACGCCGUCUACUUCCCCUACGUUGGCACCACCAGCAGAUCAACAUUUCGCGGCGGCCGACUCGAACACUACGCCCGCCAAGUCAUUCGUACCGUGCCGAGUGUGUGGCGACAAAGCGUCUGGGUACCAUUAUGGCGUCACGUCGUGCGAAGGUUGUAAGGGAUUCUUCAGGCGGAGUAUUCAAAAACAAAUCGAAUACCGGUGUCUGAGAGACGGUAAAUGUUUAGUAAUUCGAUUGAACAGAAACCGAUGUCAAUACUGCCGAUUCAAAAAAUGCCUCACGGUUGGCAUGUCAAGGGAUUCCGUGCGGUACGGCAGAGUGCCGAAGAGAUCUCGUGAACAGCUCGAGUCGGAGUCGAAGACCGUGUCGACCACCGACUCGAUCGUGGUGGUGGCGGCCGCCCCGACGGCCACGACGGCUACCACGACGACGGCCGCGGCGGCGGCCAACGCGGCCGCGGCUGCUGCAGUGGCCGCAGCCAUAGGGAUCAGCGGCACGCCGACCGCGGUGGACGCGAUGACCGGCACCGGGACGACCGCGGUGAUCGAGACCAACGGCGGCGGCGUGUCCAUAUCGUAUGACGUGAUCGCGGCCAUAUCGCAGGCGCACCUGACUAACUGCGACUACACGGACGAGCUGACCAGAACGCUACUCCGGAAACCCGUAGCCUCUCCGCCCGGUAAGGGAUGUACAAGUCCAGAUAUUGCGCCAACAACAGCGGACACCGAGAAAAAGCAAAAGAUAUGGUUGUGGCAACAGCUAGCUGCACGCAUCACGCCCACUGUGCAAAGGGUAGUGGAAUUCGCAAAAAGAGUACCAGGUUUCGUAGACCUCAGUCAAGACGACCAACUGAUUCUCAUAAAAGUGGGAUUUUUCGAAUUGUGGCUGUGCUACGUAUCCAGAUUGGCCACGGAACUUUCGCUGACCUUCUACGACGGCACGUUUAUCACGCGACAACAACUGGAAAUUAUUUACGACGUGGAAUUCGCCACAAAUGUAUUCCAGUUGGUGACGUUUUUCAACAGUUUAUCACUCACAGACACUGAUGUCGGUCUUUUCGCCGCCAUCGUGCUGUUAACGCCGGACAGACCAGGUGUCUCGGAUGUGAAAACCGUGCAGCACAGUCAAGAUCGGAUCGUGGAAGCAUUCAAGCUGCAACUGAGCAAAGGUCAUGGAGGAGAUCAGAAUUUGGCCGAAGCCGUGUUGUCGAAAUUACCUGAAUUGCGAAGCAUUGGUGCCCGACAUGUAACGCACCUCGAAUGGUUUAGGUUACACUGGCACAUGUUGAAAUUGCCACCGCUAUUCGCCGAAAUAUUCGACAUACCCAAGUGUGAAGAAGACUUGCAUCAAGGCUGAAUUAUUAUCUUUCUAUUUUAUUGUUACAGGUUUUUUUUUUUUUUUUAUAACGUUUCGUUUUUUUACCUGAAACGAAUCGGAUACUUCCUAAAUAAUGAACAAAAUGUGUUUACAAUCAAAAGCGAAAAAUAUUAAUAACGAUUUAAUACAUUAUAUAAUAUAUGUAUCAUGUGUUGUAAAAAGUGACGUAAAACAAUCUUGAACUGAGUGAUGCAUUGUUAGCGCUUUAUUAGCCCGAAAUAUUUAACGCCAUAAUGAAUAACGUGCAUCCAAACGCGAGAGUAUAAUAUAGCAUUGUAUUAUAACUUCUUGCCGUUCGAUCAAAGAUAAAUAUACAUUAUGUAUAAAUAUAUUCAGUGCUUGGAAGGAAAGCAUUCUACUUGUCCCUUUAAAUUCAUUCAAUUUUAAGGGCUUUAUGAUGAAUCGUCUCUAGAAUCCAGUUAAUAUAAUGAUGGAACAUGAACAUCUUUUCUCGUUACUUCGUUCGCUCUUUUCUUAAAUACGAGAGCAAUUCGAAACAUUAAAUUCUACAAUUCAGUCGAUAAACUUUUCCAUGUUUAAUAUUUCAUAGUAAUUGUUAAUUAUUCUGCUUAAUUAAUAUCGAUAUUAUACAUAAUAGAUAUAUCAGUAUUACCAAACCUAUGCAUUUCAUAUUAUUUGGUUUUGACUACUUAUUAUUUUUAAAACAUGAAUUGAAUAUAGGCCAGUAUAUUAUUGGCGACGUUGUCGUCCGUCUGACGCACGCAAGUUUUCGUUGGCAGUGUUAGUAAAAUAAAAUAAAGUGAUUUUCGUAAAUACUUUACUAUCUGUGUAAUUUUACAAAACGUCAUUACCAUCACAAUAUAUUGUGAUCAAAUUUGAUAUUAUUAAACUUAUUUACAAAAUUAUUAUUCCGAUGUUAUUGAAUUAAUUCGACAAUUUUAUCUGUAUUUUGUAUUAUUAGAAAUGUAUUCGUCAUUGUUUUCUAAUGCAUCAACUUAGUCUUCAAAUUCCACAAAAUAAGUCUACCCAAGUAAUAAAAUAUGUCAGAAGCAUUGUCAAUUAUAAACCAUUUAAAUUUUUCAAUAUAUUUUUUUUAAAUAAAAAAACGAAGAAUGAAAAUAAGUUCCAUUUUAGGGACGAGAACUAAAGAAAUAAUUCAUGUCUUUUAACUGGGAACUGGAACUGAACGAUAAUUAAAUCCUUUACUAAAUUAACUUUCCGAGCACUGUAUAUAUUACAACUGUUAAAAUGAGCAAUAAAAUACAAAAACUUAUAUCAUCUAAUUAGAAUAAUUCAAUGUAAAAUGAAAUAAACAUGAAUAAUAAAUACAUAUUUUAAUAUAGGGUAUACGUACAAAAAACAAUCUUGUAUGAUAAGAAUUAUUCUUUUAAUUGAAUAGUUAGAAAUUCAAUGACGAUCAAAAUUUCAUCUUAGUAACGUUGAUGACGUUCUCGAUUCUUGUUAGGAUUCUUGCAAUAAUAUUAAUCAUUUUCAUAUCAUACAUAUUUUUUUUUUUUUUUAAUCACAUACCUAAUGUGUUCAGGGCUUAGUGGAGUAUGGAUAAUAUCAUCAUACUUAUAUAGUAUUAUGUAAUUAAUUAUAAUUAUAUAAAUACAUAUAUAUUUAUUGUAUAUUGUAAUAGCUCCCUUUUUCCUUUCUAUAUAAUAUUACGAUGUAUUUGGCCUGAAAAUGUGUUUUGUCUUUGUACUGUGUUCAUCAAUGACAAUCUUGAGUUCGUUUAAAAAGACAAAAGAAAAAUGAUCUAAACAAUGUUUUAUAUUUGAUUAUUAUUGUACGGUAAAAAUAAUUUAAAUUAAUUUUAUGUUUUAAUUUUUUUUUUU